Molecule: messenger RNA, 863 nt
Organism: Trachemys scripta elegans
Lineage: Eukaryota; Metazoa; Chordata; Testudines; Emydidae
Gene: PIP4P2
Product: phosphatidylinositol-4,5-bisphosphate 4-phosphatase 2
Exons: 5
Coding region: 80-619 (179 amino acids)
Biological process (GO): phosphatidylinositol dephosphorylation
Cellular component (GO): lysosomal membrane; phagocytic vesicle membrane; late endosome membrane
Molecular function (GO): phosphatidylinositol-4,5-bisphosphate 4-phosphatase activity
Source: RefSeq, a predicted model, not a curated record
GCCUUGUGACACGCUCACACGCCGGGCGAGCGAGGAGAGCGCUUCCCCGGGCUGAGCCUGCCCUGCUGCCGCAGUAGUCAUGGCUGCUGACGGGGUGGACGAGCGCUCCCCUCUGCUCUCCGCGCCCAGCUCCGGCAAUGUCACCCCCACCGCGCCGCCCUAUUUACCAGAGAGCAGCCCCAGAGAACUCCCCCCUCCGUAUACCGCCAUAGCCAGUCCUGAUGCCAGUGGUGUUCCUGUAAUAAACUGCCGUGUGUGCCAAUCACUAAUCAAUUUGGAUGGCAAGCUUCACCAACAUGUUGUUAAAUGCACAGUUUGCAAUGAAGCUACGCCAAUCAAAAACCCUCCUUCAGGAAAGAAGUAUGUUAGAUGUCCAUGUAAUUGUCUUCUUAUCUGUAAGGAUACGUCUCGGCGAAUAGGAUGUCCGAGACCCAACUGUAGACGCAUCAUUAACCUGGGUCCAGUGAUGUUGAUUCCAGAAGAGCAGCCAGCUCAGCCUGCCUUGCCAGUUCAGCCAGAAGGUACUCGGGUGGUGUGUGGACACUGUGGAAAUACAUUCCUGUGGAUGGAACUGAGGUUUAACACUUUGGCAAAAUGCCCACACUGCAAAAAAAUGUAAGUUUCCUAAAAAUGCUAAGUUUGUUGGAGAGACAUUAGAAACAAAUUUAAAGUAGUUAAACUUAUGUCAAAUAUUAUUGCUAGAGAACAGGCUGACAUGCAGAUACUUUGUUUUCUAUACCUGAGAAUACUGAGACUAAAGAGAGUAAUAUGUGCCAGUGAACCCUCCCCUCCUUAUUCCCUAUAAGUUAGUAACGGUUUAACAUAUGCAGGUUAGGUUAGUAACUGCAUUAAUUUGAUUGCCA